GAGGCAGCAGUACGUGGGCAAGCUCAAGUUCGCCUUUUUGGAAGCCUCCCCUGCCUCCAAGAAACUGAUCGUGGCUACGGAGGAGAACGUGGUGGCUGCGCUGAACUCCCGCAGUGGUGAAAUCCUGUGGCGACAUGUGGACAAAGGGACCCCUGAAGGGGCAGUGGAUGCCAUGCUGAUCCAUGGUCAAGGUGAGGAAGGGGACGCUCUCCUGGUAGCCAUUUCUCAUUGACUCACUUUCUCCAUGUGGGCAGUCUAGUUAUCCUCGACGUACAGCCACAACUGAGCCAAAAUUUUCUGUUGCUAAGUGAGAC
Notechis scutatus (mainland tiger snake) is the source of this 314-nucleotide messenger RNA. NCBI's taxonomy places the organism in Eukaryota, Metazoa, Chordata, Lepidosauria, Squamata, Elapidae. The record is from RefSeq and is a predicted model, not a curated record.